AUGUCAUGUGACGAACGAUGGAAAUGGCUGGCCAGCGAGGAUUGCUUCAAAUGGACAGAAUGUUUCCUUGGAGUAUGCCCAUUUGAAGCCGAGAAUAGAGGAUCGGCCAUGGACGUGUCCUUCUGCGGCGAUGGGCAGUGUGACGAGGGCUCGGAAGACCGUGAUAAUUGUCCAACUGAUUGCUGUGAAGUUUACAAUAAAAAAUGUCUAGUUACUAAUAAUACCUGCCCUGACGCCUGCUGUUCAACGCCAUCGUGUUGUGAUGCCAGGUUUGGUAUGCUCAAUACAUCCCAGGUGUGGCUCGUUAUCAUCGUCAGCGUCGUAGGCUCCAUCCUCCUCAUCAACUUUAUCUGUUGUUGCUGCUGCUUCUGCUGCUUCAGGAAGUGUUGUGGUAGUAAAGGAAACAGCCGGAAUGCGGUUGUGUGAUCGUCACCACAAGUUGUGCGCGACGAAUUUAGUCGUUAAUUUAAGAAAUUGAAUGUAUUCGUCUAUAAUUUGCAUACAACAGCGAGUUUUAGAUUUGCGAGGUAACGUCUGUAACGCGAUCAUCUCGUCAAAAAUAUUGUUAUGUGCCUGCCCAAGGCAAUGCUGACAAAUGACCGCGUCACAAAUCUAAAACAGCCUAUUCCGGAAAAUUCCCCUGAACGCAGGAAGAACGUAGGAACCUAGGACGGCGAGCAGCAUCGUUGAUGCAUGAGUGGAACAAGGAAUUUAGGUUGGCGUUCUCGGGAAUUUUCCCGGUCUGUAACGUAAAGCUACGAGGAGAAUGUUUUUUUUAAGUCUUCCAUGUUUCAUAUCCAUCAAUCAUAAUCCGAAUAAAUAUAUACUCUUAGAAAAAAUGUGCCGAUUAGAACGUUUCUUUUCCCCGUAUUUGAAACCUGUUAAGGUUCCUAAAAGAAGCAGAAAAGGGUACUAAACAGUCCUCUAGAAACCUGUUGGGUUCUACAAGGAACCCUUAAGAUUCUUCUGUACAACAUGCGAUUCUUUCCAGAACCCCUUACGUCGUACUAGAACCUUAAAGGGUUCUAUGUAGACCAGGGGGGCGUUUCGUCAAGCUGUUCGUAAGUUAAGAAUGACUUUAAGAACGAUUGGUUAUCCUUUCUUUUGGUAAAUGAUAUUCACCAAUAAAUGUUCAUUGGUAAGUAUAGGUUCACCAGUCGUUCUUAAAGUCGCUUUUACUUACGAACAGCUUUGAAACACCCACUGCCCCCAGGAAGAUUCUAAAGUUUCGAAGAAUCUUAGAAGUUUCUAAAUACGGGACAAAGAAAGGUUCUAAAAUUUCUAAGAAUGUACUGUAUAGCAGAGAACUUAUAACUUUUCCCCUUUUCCUGUAGACUUGCUAAAACUGUUUGAAUUAUAAUAAUCAUAAUUACAAUUCUAUGUCUUAACGUCCUUAAAACUUGUACUAUAUGAAUCAUAUUUAUUUUUUUAAACUGCAUAUUGAACAUAUUGAAAACUACUUAAAAUCGACCACUAAAUUUUAUAUGAUUAUUGUAUACCUAGUGCGUAUGGAAAAUUGUCUUUCGCGAUUGUUUGUCAACAUACAUAGAUUUUGCCAUUGGUAUGGUCUCAUCGAAACUGUAGACCGAAUCAAACUUGCCACUAGUUAAUAGUUGGUGAUAGUUAUUAACGCUUUGACCACUUUUUAAUACGUUUGGUCAUUAUGCCCUUUACUAUAUUUACCAAAAGCAUGGUCGUAAGAAGCCCCUCCCGAAAUUGUUAAACAUUAAUUUUAAAUUAGCAACCCCAAAACACCAAAAGUGUAAAAAUUGCCCCUAAAUUUUAUUUGAAAUAAUCACGCCCUCAAACGCUCUUAUGAUGCACUCGGUACCUUCUCUCACUCACUCAACAUUUUCCAUAUUCUGAACCCCUCAUAAAAAAUCGUGAAAAAAGCCAUGAACCCUAUGAUAAUAGUGUUUUGAAUACAAUAGUAGCGUGGGAAUAAUCUCAUAUUUGGUAUCGGAAGCAAGGAGUGCUGUUUUUGGCUAGUCAGUUCCUUCCGUCGAAGAUCAGAAACAAUGAUCAGGGCCAGGGCCCUUUUGCAGAAAUAGUUGAAAUCAAACGCAACUAUUAAAAUCAAUCGCGACUUAAUUUUCAACCAAUCAGCAGCACGCAUUUUGGGACUUUACUUGCGUUUAAACGCAUAUCUUGAUGCCCCAGAUCAUAAAGGGCUAUGAGCGAAUUUGAUGUGACCUCUCACAGAGGCCUUUCUCUUGUGUGUGUUAUCUAUCGAGCUAUGAUUUUUUAAUAGAAAUUAUCAAUUUAUGAUGUGCAAUGCAUUAAUACCUCAAAAAACUGCAUUAAGAAAAUCACGAUUCAUAAUUAUCGUUUCAACCAGGGGCGGUUCUCGGUUAUUUUGAUGUAAGCUAUAGUGGGGGGGGGGGGGGGUGGGAUAGGGGUGAUUGACUUAAAUGUGAUGUUUUAUUUCUUAAUUAAGCUGAAGGGGUCGUUACACAACUCAGCUCACUCCUUGUGAUAUUGCUUUGUCUCAACUCCGAGGGGGGGGGGGGGGGGGGUGGGGACCUUUUCCAUUCCAUCGGGGGAUCGCGACAGGUCGGGUCGUCGAGUAACCCGAUCUUUCGUGAAAAGGGCCCCCUAGUUUCCGAAAGGUUGGUCCAAAAUCGAAUCUUUGGAAGGCUGAUAAAAACUUACGUUCAGAUACCUAUUAUUGGAAGAUUCAUUUUACCACAAAGAGAGUGUAACAUGACUUACGAGUGGUGCAAAUCAGCAAUUGUGCAAUAUGUGCGGCAAAAUUGAUUUAUUGGCUUACCUCUAGAAAUACUUUUAAUUGUCAUGUUUUCGGUUACAACGAACUAACUCUUAACUUCAGAGCUUUCAUAGAGCUCAUCCUACACAUUAUACAAUGAAGUCGGGUUUUUAUUACUGAAUGCGGGUCUGAAUUAUGAAAACGGGAAGAUCAAAUAAUGCUGUUAACCUUUUGGUGUUGUAAAAUAUGAAAGAGUUAAUGAAAGCAAUAUUUAUUAUUUUUCAUAUAUGUGUUAUUUUGCGUGUGUUAUAUUAUGUGGUGUAGUCAUUGGUAGAAUGUCUUGUUUUUAUGCUCAUAGAGAAUUCAUUUAAUUAUAAUGUACUCACUGACUUGUUUCCUGUGUAGUGAUAAAAGAGUGAUAAUCACUCGAUUUCCACUGUAAUUUUGUUAGGAAGAUUGAUAGUUUCGUUUAAAUGUAUUUAAAUUGUGUGUUUUACUAUAGAUAGUUAUUAGUAUGAUGUAGUUGUUAAUGUCUUUAUUAUUAAAGACCCGAAGCCAGCUAACACAUCACUGCCAUGAUCGUGAAAGCUUCGAUAACAUCUGCCGAUUAGGCAGCGAUGAAUUGUAUAACGAAAAUUAUUAUUAUGUAAUGCUUAUCUCUCUGUUUUGCCUUAUGUACACAGUAAUGCGAUUAUUAUUUUGAAACUGCAAAUAUUAUGUGAACAAUUGCAAGUUUUGAUGAAUUAAAGUACGUCUACUCGAAAAUCUUGAAAAUUUAAGGAAUUCAAGGAAUAUCCCUUAAAUAUGAAUAGGAGCGAGGAUCCCGAAGCCAUUUCAUAUCCCCUCUUAAUCUGCUCAAUAUAAUCUUUAAAAAAAAAUCAAUGAUUAAAUGAAAGCGUGCUAAAUAUAUUACACACCCCAAACUGUAAUAUGUUUCGGCAGCUCAUAUUUUUUUUUAAAUAUAAAUAGCUAAAAGUAAGUUAUUGUCGUAUAGCAUAUUCCGACCAUUGUUUGCAGUUCCAAAGUAUGUAGUUACAUUUGCUGUGAUUAUAUGAAAAGUAAUAAUUACUUUAUAGUCUCUAUUUUGAUUGUCAUCAUUAAUGUAUUGUAAAAACUAUUUUUCUUGAUAUUGUUAAUUUUGUUAUGUCUCUGUUACGGAAGCUUUACGGUGUCAUCUCCUUGACGGGUGGUGACAUAUAAGGUAUGCUAUACCGUGUCGACUUCUAAACAGGUAGACCAAUAUGUCGUCAUGUUGGCAUAAUUUCGUGUUGAUUAAAUUUAAUAAGAUAGUUGAUGCUGCUAUGUCGGCCUAUAGCAAUUCAUGUCUACAUGUCAACGUAUAAAGUUUUAGAAGUCGGCCUGGCAAUGCAUGUCAUCAUGGAGACAUAAUUAUGAUGAUAAUGAAGAUGAUGAUGACACCAUUAAUAGCGCCAUUU
This is a messenger RNA of Lytechinus pictus (painted urchin), 4143 nucleotides long. RefSeq lists its product as uncharacterized. Bases 1 to 426 code for a protein of 141 amino acids. Lineage: Eukaryota; Metazoa; Echinodermata; Echinoidea; Temnopleuroida; Toxopneustidae. The record is from RefSeq and is a predicted model, not a curated record. The transcript has 3 exons.